Molecule: messenger RNA, 2445 nt
Organism: Schizosaccharomyces osmophilus
Lineage: Eukaryota; Fungi; Ascomycota; Schizosaccharomycetes; Schizosaccharomycetales; Schizosaccharomycetaceae
Product: DNA-binding transcription factor, zf-fungal binuclear cluster type
Exons: 3
Coding region: 1-2445 (814 amino acids)
Biological process (GO): DNA-templated transcription; positive regulation of transcription by RNA polymerase II
Cellular component (GO): nucleus
Molecular function (GO): sequence-specific DNA binding; zinc ion binding; DNA-binding transcription factor activity, RNA polymerase II-specific
Source: RefSeq, a predicted model, not a curated record
AUGUCUUCUGGUGAUGCUCGUCGAAGACAACGUGUCUCUAGAGCUUGUGAUGAAUGCCACCGAAGAAAGAUAAAAUGCGAUCAACAAAAGCCCUGUUCCAAUUGUAGAACAUACAACUAUGAAUGUACAUAUGGCCAGCCUUUUAAACGAUUGUUGCAUUCUCCCGAAAAAUACAUUCAAUUUCUAGAAUUUCGUCUCAAGUAUUUAAAGAAAAUGACCGAGCAAGUCAUUCCUGAUGUUAAGCUCCCAGCCUUCCUUAAUAUCCCAAAUGAAAAUUUUGAUUAUGGUCCCGAAAGUGUUCAUACCGAGAAAGAGACCUCUCCUACACAGGGUCCUUCACACGAAGAGAUUGACAGUGUUUUUGAUCGAUAUGGUCAAUUAAGUUUAAGGGAUAACGGGAACGCAGACUAUCGAGGCAGUUCUUCUGGUUUUGUCUUUAUGCAAAACAUCCACAAAAACAUUGCUCGGGCUUCUUCUUCUUCUUCUUCUUCUGGUCAGGGUCAGAAACACUCGACUCCUUGUAGUGACCCUUCUACGCUUCCCUAUCUUCCUCCGACGCCAGCGGUAGAUGACGGGAAGGAUGUUAUUCCGCAGAUUCAAUUUCCUUCAUAUGAGGAAGCCCGCUCUGUUACGGGUAAUUUUUUUUUAAGUGAUCACUUUUUGGUUCAUCUUCAUCAUAUUCCGACAUUUUAUGAACGAUUGCACACAUAUUACUACUCGGAAAAAAAGGAUCCUACUUUUCAUUUUCUGUUGGCAGCCACUUUGUGUCUUGGCUACACGUACCUCUCGUCACCUAGUAAUGCUUUCGUUUACCCUUAUCACAAAGCGUACAAAUACUAUUACUACAUACGAUCUGCAUUUCAUUUUGAAGAGAGUUAUGAUAUUGAGGUCAUCCAGGUUCUUAUUUCUAUAGCGCUGUUCGCCUUGUUUAGUUCAAGGCUUUCACAAGCUUAUAGUUUUAUGAACAUUGCAUUGUUUUGCUGUCAUGAGCUAGGUCUUCAUAGAGACUUUUCCGAUGUUCUUACGUCCCCGGAAACUAGGUUGCGAAAGCGCGUGUUUUAUUCUGUGUAUAUAAUGUCUUGCUACGCAAGUACAAUUAUUGGUCUCCCUCUCAAUAUAGAAGACGAUGAAAUUGAUCAAGGGUUGCCGAAUUCGUACGACUUCGUCUUAGAUAAUGAAGCUAUUCCUGCCAACGUGGUAGCAUCUGAAUGCGGUAGCUUGGAGAUAUUUAAUCAACAUAUAUCUCUUUCUAGGAUUCUAAGCCAUUUUGUUCGAAAAGUUUACCCUAUAAAGUCAAGUAAUGACACUAAUUGUCGUGUUUCCCUUACUGCAGUGAGAGAAAAUGAGAACAGAUUGACGAAUUGGUGGAAAAAUCUGGCAAGCUAUUUGAAGGUAGACGAGGUUCCUGAGUUUUCUCCUAAAUGGAUCCAGGCUAUAAGUUUAGAGCUCAAGUUUCGCCAAAUUGAGCUUAUUUUUUAUAGGCCCUUUGUCCACAAUAUCACGGAUCCGUUGGAGGAGUCCACGGCGAAACCAACGAAGCCUUCGAGCUUUGCAUUGAAGUGUGUGCAAUCAGCCGAACGUAUUGUGGAAUUGCUGAAAAAGCUUUCUAGAUCGCCGAGUAUGCCAAAGAUGUUUUUCAAUUUAUACGCAGGUUACUACGCCUUAAUGACAUUGGUAUAUUCCGCAAGUUUAACGAGAGAAACUACAGCAAGAUCAAACGCUUUUAUUGAGAAGGCACGCGAAGGAUACUCCAUGUUGGCUGGAAUUUACCAAGGAUCGGCCUACUUUUCUACAAUUUUAGAUGCAGUUCGCAAUAUGCUACUUGCCUAUGAUAUGAAUCUUUCUCGGACGGACUAUCCUCACCAUCCAUCUCAGAAUUUAAUCCCCAAUCAGUUGCCAAAGGGUAAAGCAAACAUUCCUCAGGACAUGCCAAUGCCCGCACCAUUAGGGGUUCCUCAGAUUGGAGGGAAUAUCCCGUUUUCUGCUUAUUCCUUAGUAAAUGGUGAACCAUUUUUUUAUCCUUCUUAUCCGUCCUAUCCGAAUUAUCCAUCGUAUGCAGGAGCACCCUUGCCAACCCAAGGUAAUUAUCCUCUGCUACCGCAGUCAGGGUAUUACGAUCCUAACGCCUUAAAUCCCGAAAAAAAUUAUGGGAAAUAUCCUUCAUACAAUUCGAUGCCAUAUUCAGCCCCUUAUACUGGAAACACAAUACCACAUACUUAUCCAUCAUAUCCUAUGUAUCCGUAUCCCAUCCCUCCUUAUUAUUCGCAACCUCAGCCAUCUACAUUGUCGGACCCCAACACUAUGCCCUCCGGCAAUGCGCCUCUGAAUUAUGGAAUGCCCAGUGGACCUGUCCCCCCGAUCACAUACUCUUCAUAUUUUACAGGGGCUGAUCAAUCUGGCAAAAGGUCCUUAGAUGCAUUGAACAUGAGGCAAAGCAAGCGUUAA